This is a messenger RNA of Drosophila suzukii, 4098 nucleotides long. It is a transcript of the gene rad50, whose product is annotated as DNA repair protein rad50. Gene Ontology annotation, cellular component: Mre11 complex; nucleus; condensed nuclear chromosome. Gene Ontology annotation, molecular function: double-stranded telomeric DNA binding; ATP hydrolysis activity; G-quadruplex DNA binding. NCBI's taxonomy places the organism in Eukaryota, Metazoa, Arthropoda, Insecta, Diptera, Drosophilidae. The record is from RefSeq and is a predicted model, not a curated record. Gene Ontology annotation, biological process: chromosome organization involved in meiotic cell cycle; double-strand break repair; telomere maintenance via recombination.
AUUUCCAUCACUGCAUCCCUGGCAACAGCCCGGCAAAUUUGCGGUUUUGGUGAAAUUAUAAAUAAUAGAAUUAGCUUGGUCCUGCCUUUGUUGAAACACCGACAUGUCAUCCAUUGACAAGUUGUCCAUCCAGGGAGUCCGGAGUUUCGGUUCCAAUGCCGAGGAUCUACAGAGCAUUACGUUCUCAUCGCCGGUUACCCUGAUUCUGGGCGAGAAUGGAUGCGGAAAAACGACCGUAAUAGAGUGCUUAAAGUACGCCCUGACCGGCGAAUGUCCGCCCGGGAGUGACCGCGGCAAGAGUUUCGUCCACGACCCCAAGAUCUUUGGGCUGAACGAAUCGCUGGCGCAGAUCAAGAUGCAGGUGCGAGACAAGCGGGGUGCUCAGGUGUCUAUUUGCCGCACAAUGAAGGUGUCCAACAAGCGCAACAAGGUGUCCUUCGAGACAAUGGACUCCACAAUCAACUUUCUGACCGGCGCUGGGCAAUCUAAGCGCGAGAAUCAGGACUCCCUAAGCGGUCGCACGGUGGACAUCGAUGUGGCAAUCUCAGACUUCAUGGGCGUCUCGAAGGCUAUCAUUAACAAUGUCCUGUUCUGCCAUCAAGAGGACUCCAGUUGGCCGCUGGACGAGGCAAAGAAGUUGAAGGAGAAGUUCGACGCAAUAUUCGGAAUCACCGAGUACAAUAAGGCCCUGGAUAAAAUCAUAAAGCUUCGCAAGGAAGCUGUGGAGCAGCUGAAAGUGAUGGACGCCAACAUGAAGCAUGUAGCUUAUCUCAAGGAGGAAAUGGAGGUUAAAACUCUGAGCCUGCAGAAAGCCCAGCAAAAAUGCGACUCCAUCAAGGCGCAGUGCAACGAAUGCGAAGAGGAAAUGAAGCCCAUUGAGGCCAGGUUGUUGGAAAUCCGGAAUGUCGAGUUUGAAGUUGGCAAGUAUCAAGCGCAGAAGGUUGAAAUGGACACCAAGCACAAAAACUGCAAGGAGCAGAUCUCCACCAUAACGAGGAAGAUCAAGAGCCCUUUUAAAGGUUCUCUGAUUGAGUUAGAGCAAGAGAUCAACAACUUCGAUCAGCGCAUGUCGGAGAUGCGGCAACAGCGCACAGAAGCGGAACAGAGUUUGUCCCAGCUUAAGAAAAGCAGUGCAGCUGAACAGGAAAAAUUGAGCACGCAGGACAGGAAGCAUUGCCUGGCCAAGCAACGUCACCAAAGCGAGCAGACUUGUCGGGCACAGCUUCUGAAGCGGGUAAAGGACUUCUGCCUCGAACUUAAGAUUCCCAUUGACGGGGAUCUUGUUGAGCAGCCUGAGAAGCUUGAGAAAGUAAUGCAGGACAUCGAGGAGAUGUUACUAAGCAAGCACUGUGAAAUCACAGAGAUUGUCGAGCAGAACGACAAGGCCGAUCGGGGAAGGCAAGCCAAGAUCGACGAGUUGCGCAUUGAGCUGACCAAGUCGGAGCAAAGCGUGACAGCGCAAGAAAAGCAGAAGGAGUCUAGCAAACGAGAGAGUGAAACCCUUGGCGCUGAGAUAAAAAAAAUUGAAACAUCCAUGCAGGAAUUGAAAAAGCUGGAGAAAGAAAUUUCCGAAGUCAACGAGCUGUACGAGACCGCUACGAAAGAUUUGGACCAGCAGGCGAUGAAAGAGGUCAUAGCCUGUAAGAAGGCCAGUAUUGCCGAGAAGCAAACUCUCUUUAAGAAGCUGGACGAACAGUUGACUUUCCUGGGCUCCAUGGCCAAGAUGGUUGCCGAGAUCAGCCUCAAGCAGAAGGAGCUCGAAAAGAGGAACCAGGAAGUGCAUCGAGUGCGCAGCCGACACGCCGAUAAUUUUGGGAAAUUCUUUAAGGAACCCAUUAAUAGCAACUAUCGCCGAUCGAUGCAAGGAGCCUACGAUAGGCUUCGGCGUGAAAUCCAGGACCUUAACGAAAAGGCUAACUCGCAGAAGCUAAAGGAGCAGUCGCACGAGAUCAAACGUAAGAACCUUAUCGUUGAGAUCUCGCGCAUGGAGAAGGAGCUCAAGGAGAGUGAGGAGUUGAUAUUUCAAAAGUGUCGGUCAACUCCGUACGAUGAUCUGCUAGAGCGAAGCAAAACGGCCAUAUCCAAGCUGCAGUUCGACCAUGGGGCGCUGAAAUCUGCUGAGGCCCUUUACAAGAAAUACAUACAGAAAAUCGAUGAAGAGCCUUGUUGUCCAUUGUGCCAUCACGACAUGUCUAGUGAUGAGGCUUGCGAUUUGACGAAUGAGCUAACUGAUGAAAUCCAAAAGUUGCCCGAUAAUAUCACCAGAGCUGAAAAAGCGCUGAAAGCGGAGCAAAUCAAGUUUGAGAACUUAUUGCAAAUAAAACCCAACAUCCUUAAGGUCAAGGAUCUGAAGGAAUCAAUGCCUCAGAAAAAGGAGGAACUUAAAAAAGUGGAGGAGUUGCUCGGGGAGAGUGUCAGCGAAUAUGAAACGUUGCUUGCUUUGAUUGGCGAGCCUACACAGAAUAUGGAGUUGGCAAAUUCCAUGAUGGGUGAUAUGACUUUGUUAGACGAGGCUUUAAAAGACUCGCUGCGACUUACAAAAGAUCUGGAUCAGCAAAAGGCUAAGUUGCCUGCUUCCUACGAUUCGAGUGUCUCGAUGGAUGCCUUGCAGGCGGAGAAGAGUCAGGUUUCCAAGGAGUUGGAUGCGGAACGCAAGGAGUUAGACUCCACUCAGAACACAUUCCAACAGCAAAUGGAUGCCCUUAACCGUUUGCGCGAAAAGAAGAAUAGUUUGAAAGACAGACAAAUACACCUACAGGAGGGUCUUCAAAGCUUGCCACAGUUAAAGGAACGUUUUGAAAAGCUCAAAUCAUUUCUUAUUACAGUCGCCACUGAAAUAAGCGAACUAAAGGCAAAAAUUCAGCCUUUAAAGCAGAACUUAAGAAAAUCCAUAGAUGAAAAAGAGCGUUUAAAAGAAAGUGAAAAAGCGAAGGUAGCUCAGAUGAAUACGAAAUAUAAUUCCUACAAAAGCACAGAUCAGGACAUACAAAGAUUGAAUAAAGAAGCUCAGGAGUUUGCCAAAUUAAACCUUCAAAAUGAAAUCAAGAAACUUGAUGAGGUUAUAAAGGCAACUAAAGAUCAGCUGAGGAAAUUGGAAACCGAAAUAUCUUUGAAAACUGAUGAACUGGAGACCAUUAAAACUGAGUGCCUCAAUCAGCAGACCGUUGAACGAGAUCUGAAGGAUAAUCGCGAGCUGAAACAGCUACAGGAUAAGGAAACAAAACUGAGAGAAAGCUGCCAGACGUUAGACAAGCAACUUGGUAACCUGGAUUUCCGCAGCGUCAGCAAGGAGAAAGUUGAGCUGACAAAACAACGGGAUAAGGCCACAGUGCGCAAGGGUGAGCUGUUGGGCCAGCUGGGCGAGAUUAACAACCAGGUGAACAAGUUGAAGCGAGAAAUCGAUGAGCCCAAGUUUAAGGAGUCUCUUAAAAACUUCCGGAAGGCCAAUUACGAGCUGAUGGUAACUCGCCUCAGCAUCGAGGACUUGGGCCAACAUCGUUUGGCUUUGGAGUGGGCCCUAAUUCAGUUCCAUGCGGAGAAGAUGGAGAAGAUUAACCGGCUGAUACGCGAGUACUGGCGGAUGAUAUACCGCGGUAAUGACAUCGACUACAUUCAGGUGAAGACAGACGAGGUCAGCACGGAUGCUUCGGCGGAUCGCCGAAAAACCUACAACUACAGAGUGGUCCAGUCGAAGAAUAACACUGAGAUCGAGAUGCGGGGACGCUGCAGUGCUGGUCAGCGCGUCCUGGCCUCGCUGAUUAUACGCUUGGCACUAGCCGAGACGUUUAGCAGUAAUUGCGGUGUACUGGCAUUGGAUGAGCCCACCACGAACUUGGAUCGCAUCAAUAUAACCUCGUUGUGCGAUGCGCUGAACUGCAUCGUGGAGGAGCGCCAGAGUCAGUCGAACUUUAUGCUCAUCAUCAUCACACACGACGAGAACUUCAUCUCGUCGCUGGGCAAGAUAACCAGCUACCAUCGAGUCUUCCGCAACGAUGAGUGCAAAUCGGUUAUACGGAAAGUGCAGGUUGGCUGAGUGGUCGGUCUAUCAAAGAGGGUUUUAAUACAUCAAUAAAAAGUAUCACUUUUGUUAUCAAUCUA